Molecule: messenger RNA, 1248 nt
Organism: Tetrahymena thermophila SB210
Lineage: Eukaryota; Ciliophora; Oligohymenophorea; Hymenostomatida; Tetrahymenidae
Product: FHA domain protein
Exons: 2
Molecular function (GO): protein binding
Source: RefSeq, a predicted model, not a curated record
AUGGAGUAAGGAUUGUAACUUUGGAAGCAAUUAUUUGGGAGAGUUAGAGAAGUUGAUUAUGAGGAAUUUAAUGAUAAAUUUCAUGAUUUUGUAAAAUAAUACGGAGACUGCGAUUUAGAUGAAUAUUAAAUGAGGUAUAUUAGAGAGUUGAUUGAUCCAGAUAGAUAAUUUAGAGUAUCUAUAAGCGAUUUUUUGAUAUUUUUUACUAGCUAUUGGAAUGUUCCAUCAAAGAGAAAGCUUGUGUUCAACUACGAGUUUAAAAUUAAUGAAGAAAAUUAAAAAAAAAGCCAUAAUGAUUUAGAUUAUAUUGAGCUAACAAUAUAAAAUAAGUAUUAAAAAUCUGAAAUAGUUUACUUAUAAACAGGUAGCACAAUAGAUAUUUUUAGAGAUAAAAUUAUUCUGAAUAAAGCUGUUGAGUAGGAUUUAAAUAAACUUGAUGUCUUGAAAAUGGGCAGUAGCACAAAGAAAGGAGCUAAUGAUAUUGUUUUUCCUGAUACAUACGAUAUUUAUCCUACACAUUGUAAGAUAGGAAUAGGUACUACUGGCUAUUAUGUAAAGGAUUAGAGUAAGAAAAUGAAUAGGAUGAGAUUUAUUAUUGGAGAAAAGAAGCCCUUGGUUUUAGAUUAUAAGAUGGUAUUUGAAAUAGGAAGUAGUGGCUGUCGUUUUGCAGUUCGUAAAAUAUACCCAGAACCCACUUUUGAAGAAAUAAAUAUGAAUUUUGUCAGCUAUAUAUUUACUGGCUAGUAUAGUUUAGAAGCAGAACUGCAAGAUUUCUAAAAUAAAUCAUAAACUAAGAUGUUUCAUAAUGUUAAGGAAUGGAGAGAAGAGCAAGUUUAAAUUAAAAAAAAUUAAAAAAAUGUAUCUCAAACAGGAACAACGGCUGAUCCUAUUGGAGAAUACUGCAUUGAAAUAGAUUGCAUAGAGGGAGAACUUAAAGGACAAACUUAUACUAUUAAAGGAAACUCAAAAAGCUUGACUAUAGGCAGAGAUAAAUUAUCUGAUGUUCAAGUUAAGCACAUAAGCGCUGCUUAGAAUCAUGCAGUAAUCUAUUUUAAUAAAACAUAUGGAAUAUGGAUGCUAAAAGAAUAAUAAAAGACUCUUGGGACAUUCGUUUACCUUGCCAAUUAUGAUUAAUAUGUUAAUAAUACUCAUAGUAACUUUCAUCUCAUACAAAGUGAUCUCUCUUUUGAGUUACAUAACUACAUAUUUCAUCCGAGACUUGUGUAUAAGAAACUUGAAGAGUUGUGA